Molecule: messenger RNA, 837 nt
Organism: Nerophis lumbriciformis (worm pipefish)
Lineage: Eukaryota; Metazoa; Chordata; Actinopteri; Syngnathiformes; Syngnathidae
Source: RefSeq, a predicted model, not a curated record
AUGUUCAGUAUCAACUCGCCAUCCGAACCGAAGGCGUUGGGCGGGAACUUGGCUCGCCCUCGCCUUUGGCUUCGAACCGUUCCUGCGCUAGUCAGCGAACCUGUCCUCACUCGAAUCUGGCGUCGUGUUGCGUUCUUCACCGUCAUCGCAGUGAUCGUCGAAGAGGCACACCGUCAGGAGAUCAUUCCCGACAACGUUUCCUUUACGCCGCUGCCCUUCACACUGAUCGGACUCGCGCUGAGUAUCUUCCUCGGGUUCCGCAACAACACGAGCUACGACCGCUUCUGGGAAGGCCGAAAACUCUGGGGCCGACUCGUGAACACCUCGCGAAGUCUCACCCGUCAGAUCCUGACGUUGAUCGAACCCAACGGCGAUGAUCACAAACGCAACGUCUACACCCUGAUGGGUUACGUGCACGCGCUUCGGCUUCAUCUUCGUGCAGAAAAAAAACUCGAGGAGCUUCGCCCCUUCGUCGGAGACCGUAGCCUGACGACCCUGGCCGAUAUCCAAGGUGGCUGCGAACGCAUCCGCGCCACUCCGAUUCCGUUCGCGUACACCGUGUUGAUGCACCGCAUCGUCGGUCUCUAUUGUUUUGGACUCUCGGUCGGCAUCGUCGAACGCGUCGGCCCCGCCACGCCGCUGGUCGUUGCAUUGAUUUCGUACGCUUUCCUCGCGCUCGAUGCGAUUGGCGAAGAAAUCGAGAACCCCUUCGGAUUCGACGACAACGAUCUACCGCUCUCGCAGCUCUCGCGGAUGAUCGAAAUCAACCUGCGCGAACGUCUCGGCGAAGACGACCUGCCCGACCCCGUCACGCCCGUCGAGCACGUCCUCUCUUGA